AAGAAGUUUUAGCGCGGGGCAACUGGUCCCGCGAAUACGUCUGUGUUUAAUCCAAUCUCCGUUAAUAGUGCGGCCUAAAACGAUGUGGAAGCUUCUGUGGACCGCCACGCUUGUGGCGGCCCUCUCAACGUGCGAUGGGCACGAGAGAAGCAAAAGAGCAAUAUAUGGUUAUGCGCAGCCUCAAGAAACGUUCGAAGGCUACGAUUAUUCCCCGCCAAGUAACCCACUCGUUCUUCCAACCAGUAACGAGCAAGUCACUGAAAAGCCUGGAAUAAAUGAAUACAACUAUCCAACAUCGAUAAAUCAAAUCACGCUACCAACGAGGCCACCCCCACCACCACCAACACCGUCACCGAGACCACCACAACCUCCGGUUCAAACGAGACCACCGCAAACAUCUCAGGUGACUGGAUACGACUAUCCGAAACCAGAAAAACCAUUCCCGCCAAUACAGAGACCAACGUCACCGCCAGUGAUCGCGACUAGGCCUCCACCACCACCUCAGAGACCCGAGUAUGAAUAUCCUCAACCAAACAACCCAUUCCCGUUUCCAUCAAGACCGCCACCACCGCCUCAAGUACCGACCAAACUACCACCGGUGAUCCAGACGAGGCCAACGCCUCCCCCUGUGAUUCAAACAAGGCCUCCACCACCGCCGCAACGACCAGCAUAUGAAUACCCUCAACCAAACAACCCAUUCCCGUUCCCAGCAAGACCAACACCACCACCUGUAAGUCAAACACGGCCACCACAACCUCCGAUACAGACCAGACCACGACCAACAAAAAUACAAUCAACUCCGCCACCGAUAUCUGAAGUAACUGGAUACAACUAUCCAAAACCGGAAAAACCAUUUCCACCACCACAGAGGCCAACACUACCACCAGUGAUCCAGACAAGGCCAACGCCUCCGCCUGUGAUUCAAACAAGGCCCCCACCACCACCGACAAGACCAGAGUAUGAAUACCCUCAACCAAACAACCCAUUCCCGUUCCCGGCAAGACCAACAUCACCACCUGUAAUUCAAACACGGCCACCACCACCUCCGGUACAGACCAGACCACCGCCGGUGAUCCAAACGAGACCAACGUCCCCACCCGUGAUUCAAACGAAGCCUCCACCACCUCAGAGACCAGAAUAUCAAUACCCGCAACCAAACAACCCAUUCCCGUUCCCGGCAAGACCAACACCACCACCUGUAAUUCAAACACGACCACCACCACCUCCGAUACAGAGCAGACCACAACCAAUAAAAAUACAAUCAACUCCGCCACCGAUAUCUGAAGUAACUGGAUACAACUAUCCAAAGCCGGAAAAACCAUUCCCGCCACCACAAAGGCCCACGCCGCCACAGGUGAUUCAAACAAGGCCAACGCCUCCGCCUGUGGUUCAAACAAGGCCCCCAACACCACCGCAGAGACCAGAGUAUGAAUACCCUCAACCAAAUAACCCAUUCCCAUUCCCAGCAAAACCAACAUCACCACCUGUAAUUCAAACACGGCCACCACCACCCCCGGUACAGACCAGACCACGACCAAUAAAAAUACAAUCAACUCCACCACCGAUAUCUGAAGUAACUGGAUACAACUAUCCAAAACCAGAAAAACCAUUCCCGCCACCACAAAGACCCACGCCAGCACCGGUGAUCCAGACAAGGCCAACGCCUCCGCCUGUGAUUCAAACAAGGCCCCCACCACCACCGCAGAGACCAGAAUAUGAAUACCCUCAACCAAACAACCCAUUCCCGUUCCCAACAAGACCAACACCACCACCUGUAAUUCAAACACGGCCACCACCACCUGUGGUACAAACAAGACCUCCACCAAUAAUUCAAACGAGACCUCCAACGCCAUCAACAGAAAAACCUGGGUACAACUAUCCAACUCCGCAGGAACCAUUCCCUUUUCCAAGCACAACCAGCAGGCCAUUUACGUAUCAAACUCCGAGUACAACAAGCAGGCCAUAUACUUAUCAAACCCCAAGUACAACCAAUAGGCCAUUUACGUAUCAAACUCCGAGUACAACAAGCAGACCAUAUACUUAUCAAACCCCAAGUACAACCAAUAGGCCAUUUACGUAUCAAACUCCAAGUACAACAAGCAGGCCAUAUACUUAUCAAACUCCGAGUACAACAAGCAGGCCAUAUACUUAUCAAACCCCAAGUACAACCAGUAGGCCAUUUACGUAUCAAACUCCGAGUACAACAAGCAGGCCAUAUACUUAUCAAACUCCGAGUACAACAAGCAGGCCAUAUACUUAUCAAACUCCGAGUACAACAAGCAGGCCAUAUACUUAUCAAACCCCAAGUACAACCAGUAGGCCAUUUACGUAUCAAACUCCGAGUACAACAAGCAGGCCAUAUACUUACCAAACUCCGAGUACAACAAGCAGGCCAUAUACUUAUCAAACUCCGAGUACAACAAGCAGGCCAUAUACUUAUCAAACACCAAGUACAACCAGUAGGCCAUUUACGUAUCAAACUCCGAGUACAACAAGCAGGCCAUAUAUUUAUCAAACUCCGAGUACAACAAGCAGGCCAUAUACUUAUCAAACACCAAGUACAACCAGUAGGCCAUUCACGUAUCAAACUCCGAGCACAACGAGUAGGCCAUUUACAUAUCAGCCGUCAAGUACACCAGUGCCAUUCCAAGGAUCCACUUAUCUGCCUCCGGUCGACACAACGCCUCGACCGAAGCCAUACCAACCUCCGACCCCAUCUCAACCGCCAUUCCGACCCUCGUACCAACCUCCAACACCAACACGACCACCUUACCAACCACCAACCCCGACAAGACCCCCAUACCAGCCAUCAACACCACCACCCUACCAACCACCAACCCCGACACGACCUCCAUACCAGCCAUCAACCCCGAAGCCAGCUCCUUAUCUACCUCCAAACCAACCUUCGACUCCAAUCAGACCUCCGUAUCAACCACCAACACCAACACGACCACCUUACCAACCACCGACACAGCCACCAACGCGACCACCUUAUCAACCACCAACCCCGACAAGACCCCCAUACCAGCCAUCAACUCCAAAACCAGCUCCUUACCUACCUCCAAACCAACCUUCGACUCCAAUCAGACCUCCGUAUCAACCACCAACACCAACACGACCACCUUACCAACCACCGACACAGCCACCAACGCGACCACCUUAUCAACCACCAACCCCGACAAGACCCCCAUACCAGCCAUCAACUCCAAAACCAGCUCCUUACCUACCUCCAAACCAACCUCCGACGCCGACCAGACCUCCAUACCAACCACCAACGCCAACACGACCACCUUACCAACCACCGACACAACCACCAACGCGACCUCCUUACCAACCUCCAACGCCGACACGACCACCUUACCAGCCCUCAACUCCGACCAGGCCUCCAUAUGUGCCGACUAACCAGACACCGACUCCAAUCAAACCACGACCUCCCCAGCAACCUGUUACAAGACCUCCGCCAUAUUUACCUCCGUCCUCUGAAAGACCUGCUUACACGAGAAUCGAUGUGCCGCCAAAUCCUACUGUACUUUACAGCAUUACACCUAGUACUACUAGCCCACGACCUGCGACAGGCAGUCCAUAUUCUCCACCAACAAUUCCUACACCCACAUCUCCGAAAAAUGAUGGAUAUCACUACGCGAUCCCAGAUAUACCAUUCGAUUACUAAAAAUCUGAAAUCAAGUAAGUUAGUACUAUUGUUCGUAUUGCAGUGGUUCAAUACUAUAAUAAAAAUGCGUUUACAUGAACGGACGAUACUUCUUUUUUAAGAAAACUAUAGGAAAGUAAUUGCUGUCUUCAAAUGUAUUCUGUAACGAGACAAACUCUUUUUAUACCUUUAUGUGCAAUGUAUGUGAUUACGAAAUGAAUAAACACAUAUUGUUAGUAAA
This is a messenger RNA of Neodiprion virginianus, 3890 nucleotides long. Its product is annotated as proline-rich extensin-like protein EPR1. The coding region runs from base 83 to 3670 and encodes 1195 amino acids. NCBI's taxonomy places the organism in Eukaryota, Metazoa, Arthropoda, Insecta, Hymenoptera, Diprionidae. The record is from RefSeq and is a predicted model, not a curated record. The transcript has 3 exons.